UUUUUUUUAUUUUAUUGUUAUCAUUAGGUUUGGGACAUUUCAAAAACUGUAAGUGAUUUUAUUUUUUUUAAAAAAAAAAAUCACUUACAUUUUUUUUUUUUGAAUGGGAUUCAGAUAUGUGGAGGAGGUAUUUCAUGAUCAAGUGACAACGUUCCAAAUUUCGUUUGUGGGCACAUUAGCAUCAUCAUGUCUUCUUUCUGGUGGAUUGUACAUGACACCGAUCAUAGAGCGAAUUGGAGCACGACUGGUGAUGAUAUGUGGCACGGUGAUGGCCCCGUUAGGUCUGGUUCUAAGCAGUUUCAGUACAUCACCUUGGCAUGUGUUUGUGACGCAGGGAGUAGUGUUUGGUGUGUUUGCAGGAUGGACGUUCACAGUCAGUGUAGGGUUACCUGCCCAAUGGUUUUCAUCUCAACGACGUGGAUUGGCUACAGGAUUAUCAUCCGCAGGCGCAGGCAUAGGUGGCGUGUUCUUUGGUCCUGUGACGCAUACCUUGAUCAGUCAUCUAGGCUACAGACGAUCUCUCUUGGUAUUAGGUGCCAUUGGUUGGGUAUUAUUGGGAACGGCGACGGCUUUACUAAGAAUACCAUCAUUAUCAUCAUCAUCAUCAUCAGUCACUAGACAAGAAGUGAAUCAUCCUGUGUCAUUUUACAUUCUAUUGGUAUUUUCUUUUUUGAUCACUUUUGGUUAUUUUUUCCCGUUCUUUUCUGUUCCACUGUAUGCUGGAUUCCUUGGUAUGGAUGAUGAUCAAGGUGCCACUUUGAUUUCGGUCAUGUCCGCAAUGAAUGCAGUGGCAAGGAUUAUGAUGGGUUGGACGGCAGAUAAGAUAGGUGGUAUCAAUACUCUUUUUAUUACUACAUUUUGUUCAGGACUUUUUUCAAGUUUGAUUUGGCAAUUUUCCCAUACAUAUGGUAUCUAUGUUGUAUAUUGCGUUUGUAUAGGGUUCAGUAGUGGUACUUUUGUUUCUUUGUUACCUAUUAUUGUAACAGAUUUGGUGGGAACUCAAGCAUUACCUAAAUAUCUCAGUUUAUGUUACGCGAUGACAAUGUUUGGUAAUCUAUUUGGUAGUCCUAUAGCAAAUACAUUAUUAGAACAUUAUAAUUGGACGGUUGCUAUCCAAUAUACUGGAGCAGUUUCUAUCCUGGCUUCAUUGAAUCUUCUUGUUCUACGUUACAUUCGUUAUGAUGGUGAUGAUUCCAUAUGGAGAAAAGUAUAGAUUACAGUUUGGAUAUCUUUUUUUUGUUAUCUUUUUGAUUUGGUGGUCUGUUACACAUUGAACUCCGAAUUUAUCUCUCUUAAAAAAAAGCCUUUUCUUUUGCAUAAUAAAACCUGUGUACUCCUCCUUAAAAAAAAA
Messenger RNA from Halteromyces radiatus, 1351 nucleotides. RefSeq names its product major facilitator superfamily domain-containing protein. The record is from RefSeq and is a predicted model, not a curated record. The transcript is spliced from 3 exons. Gene Ontology annotation, molecular function: transmembrane transporter activity. The coding region runs from base 104 to 1213 and encodes 369 amino acids. NCBI's taxonomy places the organism in Eukaryota, Fungi, Mucoromycota, Mucoromycetes, Mucorales, Cunninghamellaceae. Gene Ontology annotation, cellular component: fungal-type vacuole membrane. Gene Ontology annotation, biological process: transmembrane transport.